This is a messenger RNA of Astyanax mexicanus (Mexican tetra), 6810 nucleotides long. It is a transcript of the gene rras2, whose product is annotated as RAS related 2. Gene Ontology annotation, biological process: signal transduction. Gene Ontology annotation, cellular component: plasma membrane. Gene Ontology annotation, molecular function: GDP binding; GTP binding; GTPase activity. The record is from RefSeq and is a predicted model, not a curated record. The coding region runs from base 248 to 859 and encodes 203 amino acids. The transcript has 6 exons. NCBI's taxonomy places the organism in Eukaryota, Metazoa, Chordata, Actinopteri, Characiformes, Acestrorhamphidae.
ACAUUCUCUGUUUCUCUCUCACACACACACACACACACACACACACACGGCUGCGCGGAGGGCGGACGGUUGAGGCGGCUCCAGCGCUGAACGCUCCCCGGGUGAUUUCCCCUCUCUCCCCCCGCGGAUUACUCCCCGAACCCGGCCUGUCUGCUCCUCCAGUGCCGCGGUCUGUUCCUCCAGGGCCUGCGGGACACGGCGGAGCGGGAGAGCGCUCGCUGGCGGUGUGUGUGAGAGUGUUUCCCCCAUGGCUGCGGGCUGGAAGGACGGCUCCGUGCAGGAGAAGUACCGCCUGGUGGUGGUCGGAGGCGGCGGCGUCGGAAAGUCGGCGCUCACGAUACAGUUCAUCCAGUCGUACUUCGUCACGGACUAUGACCCCACGAUUGAAGACUCGUACACAAAGCAGUGCGUGAUCGACGAGAGGCCGGCGCGGCUGGACAUUCUGGACACGGCUGGGCAGGAAGAGUUUGGGGCCAUGAGAGAACAAUACAUGAGAACAGGGGAGGGCUUCCUACUCGUCUUCUCUGUCACCGACCGGGGAAGCUUUGAAGAAAUCUACAAAUUCCAAAGACAGAUCCUGAGGGUGAAGGACCGGGAUGAAUUUCCCAUGAUCCUCGUGGGCAACAAGGCUGACCUCGAGCAGCAGAGACAGGUGUCUCAGGACGAGGGGCAGCAGCUGGCGCGGCAGCUGAAAGUCACGUACAUGGAGGCUUCAGCCAAGAUCCGCAUGAAUGUAGACCAGGCUUUCCACGAGCUGGUCCGAGUCAUUAGGAAGUUCCAGGAGCAGGAGUGCCCGCCUUCACCGGAGCCCACGCGCAAAGAGAAGGACAAGAGCGGCUGCCACUGCGUCAUCGUCUGAUUGGCCCGUCACCGCCAGCUGCUGUCACCAGUGCCCCGCCCCUUCACCCUGCCUUCUGACAUCACAUCCUGCGCGGAUGAAUCGCUGCCUUUCUACACGUGCAUGUUUUCUUCACAACAGAAAAGAAAAGAUGAUAAAAACGGCGGUCCCUCUCUCAUAGCCUUAUCGGGGGUCUCCUCCUCCUCCGCCUCUCGGACUUCACUACUAGAAGAACCAAACUGAAAAAAGAAAAGAAAAGAAAAACAGAUAAAAACAGUAAAAAAGAAGAACAGAACAUGAUUGAACUCACCAUUCUACCUUCAGAUAGUGUACCGACAUCACGACCUUAAACGCAGAUAGAGUAUAUGGUAAUCGUGUUCCAACACUAAACAUCUAAACGCUUCUUUUGAAGGUGCGCCUACUAAAUAAUAAUGAUAUAAAAUAAAACGUAAUUCUUUUGUACUUGGAAGGAUUUUGUUUCUCGUUGCCUUAUAGUGACAUUUCCUUUGUUUUAUAGUGAAGAAGAAGAAGUAACUAAAAAAACGGGAAUUUCGAUGAAGUUUUAAUUUUUUCUUCACCUUUUUAAUCUUUUUGUUUGUUGGUUUUUUUUUUAUUUUGUUUGUUCGGAGAGCUCCACCGUAGAGGGAUGAUCUUCUGAAGCUAUGUGCUAAUCAACUACUGUACAUAACGUGAAAAUCUGUGUGAGCUAAAAAAAAUAAUAAUAAUAAUCGCCUUUGUUUCCUUUUAAAACAUUUCAUUUUUAACAACACAACUGUUGGAUAAUGUGAACAAAAAAAAUGAAGAGAGCACUUCAGUUUCUGAAUCAGUUUCUCUGAUUGUGCUAUUUAUAGGUUUAUGUUUGAGUAAAAUGAACAUUGUUGUUUUAUUCUAUAAACUACAGACAACAUUUCUCCCAAAUUCCAAAUAAAAAUAUUAUAGUCGUUUAGAGCAUUUAUUUGCAGAAAAUGAGAAAUCAAUAUUUGGUGGAAUAACCCUGGUGGUUUUUUAAUCACAGUUUUCCUGCAUCUUGGCAUCAUGUUCUCCUCCACCAGUCUUACACACUGCUUUUGGAUAACUUUAUGCUGCUUUACUCCUGGUGCACAAAGAAUUCAAGCAGUUCAGUUUGGUGGUUUGAUGGCUUGUGAUCAUCCAUCUUCCUCUUGAUUAUAUUCCAGAGGUUUUUAAUUUGGUAAAAUCAAAGAAACUCAUCAUUUUUUAAGUGCUCUCUUAUUUUUUUUUUUUCAGAGCUGUAUGUAAUGUAUGUACAUAGACAUGCCUGAACCUCAUGCCAUCUGUAUACGCUUUUGUCAGCACCCGAACAAAGAUAUAUAUCUAAACUAGGGCUGGACGAUAAUUUAGUAUUGAUAAAAUUUUAUUACCAAUAGUCUUCGCUCAGUCAUGGAAGCUCUCCUUUCAUUCCACGAGUCUCUCUACACUCUACUGUUCUUGAUUUAAUCUACAAUGAAGCUACAUAAAGUUUGGAGCUGUGUAGUGAUGAGCUUAAAAAAAAAUUAUUUUAAAGUUAAACGAGUGCUGAAUGUUAAUCUACACAGAUUUAUCUCCUAAAAACUGUUUAUUUCGGUGAGUAAAUCGCUUCUGUUUAUUUACAGUAAACUUAGAUUUACAACAUUUUGUCUAAGAGUGAGUUCUUAGUAAGGUUUCUCCAGCACUAAGGCUGGGUGCAGCAGCAUUAGCAUUAUCCGCUAACUGCAGCAUUAGCAGGAUGUACAUGCAACCCCAUAGCGCUACACUGAAGAACCCUAAGUGUUCCAGUAAUCCAGGGCGCUAUCAGCUGGUGAUUCGUCUCCUGUAGCAUGUUUUAACACCGGAGCAAGGUGUGUCGUGAAGCUCAUUGCUAUCUUACAUCCCACCAACAGUCUAUUUUCAUGCCUUCUACCUGUUUGGUUUAAAUAGCAGCAGAGCUUCUGAAUAUAUCUACACUGAUGGGCGUGGUGUUCUGGUUAUGAAAUGAGGUGUGUUCAGGUACAUUUCUGGAGUUUUGCUUGUUUAUCUUGGUAACAGAAAACACAGGAGCUCCACUGACUGAAUACAACCUAGACAGACGCCAACAGUCAGACGUUCAUCGCUAUCUUUGCACCUGGCUCUUAAAGGGAACGAUGAGCAAGAGACACUCUGAUGAGUUUUUUUCACGUUACGCCCAAAAUGAACCACAGCCGUGAUUAAGAGAAUUAGUACAUGCCUUUUGCAGGGUGUUUCAAGUCGUGCAAGGUGUGCACACUUUUCCCGUGGUUACGAUAGCAAAGACACACUGACACACUGCACCGAUUCUGGUCGCAAAUUUGAUGAUAUGGAAAAUACUUUUGGCUUAAUUUCUAUACAGUAUAAGGGAAUGGAACCAGUGCGUCCAUGCUUAUAUACAGUGAUUAGUUCACGUUAAUAUCAUAAUUGUAUUAUUAUUGAUUAUUAUUGAUACUGAAGUAUAAAAACAAUAUCGUCCAGCCCUAAUUUAAACCUGUGCUGCAACUACUUUAGACUCUAGACACCGUGCUCCAUCAGCGUCGUCAGCUUUUUCACACUUCUAGUGAAUUAUUAAUGAUUUUAUUUAAUGGCUGAUGUGAAAUUUUCUGGUGUUUUUUUUUUUUUUUUUAAUCUACCUGUCGCAGGUGGACUGUUUGUGUCUUUGCUAAGUGUCUUUGACUUUCAGUUAGGGCUGCACGAUAUUGUAAAAAAAAUACAUUGCAAAUGUUCCUUUUUUGAUGAUAUAUAUAUAUAUAUAUAUAUAUCGCGAUAUUAAACAAUGCAGGGCCUGUGACAUCACCAGCCCUGCCCCCACCCAAUCAACCAAUCAAGAGCUGAGUCAGCGCUGAGCUCAACUUAAAACCCGAGGAAAACAGCAAAACAACAGUAAUCCGCCCUUUAAUCAGACAUUUAAAUGGCUUUUUAAAAGGUAAAUAAGAGCGUUUGUUUUUCUGGGAUUAAAAGCGUGAAUUCAGCUGUAACUGGAAAUAUCUGCACUGCAAAACUGUGCUGGACUGAGGAGCACAGCUUUCCACACAUGCUCACGUUUACAAGCACGUGCCCAACCAUGUGGAUGGAGGCCAUGCAUGCGUUUACCUCAUGUUUACUCCUCCCCCUCCCCCUCGCUCCCCUCCCCCUCGCGCUUCUCAGGCAGCAGCAGCCUGUCACUCACACAGACACAGAGACAGCGCUGUGUAUCUACUUCUUGUUUCAAGAAUCAAAAAACUGCAACAUUGCAACGUGUUUGAUUUAACUGCCUUAAGUGAAAACAGCGAUGCUUAAACUAUAUAUCGUGCAGCCCUACUCUCAGCCCAGACUUCUACAGACUGUUCUCACGCUCAGGUUGCCAGGUUUUCUCCACGUUCACCACAGACCUUCAGUCCUGAAGCAGGUACAUCCUCACCGACCGGCGCCGUGAACUCAACAGACCCGGAGAUAUAAUUAUAUCUCAAACAACUGGAUUGUUUUUUUUUUAUUUUCUUGCCUUAAUUUUGAAUGGAAUAGUUUUUACACUGACAGCAUUUACUGCUCUGUGUUCAUGGUUGCUGUGACUUUAUCGUAUGUUAAGCCAAAACAUUAUGACCAUCUAUGAGCCCAACAUCUGAACCCAACCUGACUUAAAUCUAAACUUUGUAGCCCAAUCCUGAGUGCCUACCAACCAGAGGAGUGAAGUAAUGAAGUAUACUAACCUCUUAACUUCUUGAGACCCUGCGUCCUCAUAUGAAGACAUCAAAUUUCUGCUUCUCUGCACCAUUAUAUUUAAUAAUUUUGCAAAACUUUGACCAUUUGGUCUCAUACGGGGACACUGCUCUAUCAUCUAGUGGUCACAUAAUAACAUUCAACACUCAAUUGAUUGAAAACGAGGGUUUUCAAGGGGUGGGAAUCCCAGUCAAAGGUUUCUACAGCCAGUCCAGACAAAAGCAUGGGAUAGGCACAAGAUUCUCAUCCUAUUUUAUGUAUAAAACUUUUCCCCUCAUGUGUAUUUGCUCACUGUUGAAAGAUAAAAGCUCGUUUUUUGACUAACUGGGCCAAGUAUAGUUUUUAAAAAUUAAAAUAAACUACAGUCCCCAAAUGGGGACAUCAUUUUAGUCAAUUGAUUGAAAACAAAGGGUGGGAAUCCCAGUCAAAGGUUUCUACAGCCAGUCCAGAAAGAAACAUGAGCCAGAUACAAAACUCUCAUCCAAUUUUAUGUUUAAAACUAUGCCCUUUAUGGUUUUUUACUUCCUGUCGAAAGAUAAAAUUUUGUUUUUGGACUAAUUGGGUCAAGUAUAGUUUUUAAUAGUUAAAAUAAACUCCCCAAAUGAGGACAUCAUUUUAGUCAAUUGAUUGAAAACAAAGGGUGGGAAUCCCAGUCGAAGGUUUCUACAGCCAGGCCAGACAGAAAAAUUGGCCAGCUACAAAAUUCCCAUCCAAUUUUUUUUGUUUGUUUAAAAAUCUAUUACCUUACCACCUUUAGUAGUUAGGUCCAAAUAGUCCCAAGUAAAAAUCCUUAUCAAGCUAAAGUCAGAGUCUUAGAAGGUUACCAACAUGAUCUAGUGUUACGAGAAAAUCAAUUACCUUACUACCUUAAUCUUUUUUGUCCCAAAUUUGUUAGGUCCCAAAUUAAAAAUGCUUUUCAAGCUAAAGUCAGAGUCUUAGGAGGUAAAGAACAUGCUCUACUGUGUUAUCUAGUGGUCACAUGACAACAUUCAACACUCAAUUGAUUGAAAACAAGAGUUUUCAAGGGGUGGGAAUCCCAGUCAAAGGUUUCUACAGCCAGUCCAGAAAGAAACAUGAGCCAGAUAUAAAACUCUCAUCCAAUUUUAUGUUUAAAACUAUGCCCUUUAUGGUUUUUUACUUCCUGUCGAAAGAUAAAAUUUUGUUUUUGGACUAAUUGGGUCAAGUAUAGUUUUUAAUAGUUAAAAUAAACUACGGUCCCCAAACGAGGACAUCAUUUUUUGCUUGUUAGGUCCUAAUAAUCCCAAACUAAAAAGCUCAUCAAGCAAAAGUCAGAGUCUCAGGAGGUUACCAACACGCUCUACUGUUACGAGAAAAUCAAUUGCCUCACUACCUUAAUAUUUUGUGUCCCAAAUUUGUUAGGUCCCAAAUUAAAAAUGCUUUUCAAGCUAAAGUCAGAGUCUUAGGAGGUUAAGAACAUGCUCUACUGUGUUAUCUAGUAGUCCCAUGACAACAUUCAACACUCAACUCAAAACAAGGGUUUUCAAGGGGUGGGAAUCCCAAGCAAAGGUUUCUACAGCCAGUCCAGACAGAAACAUGAGCCAGAUACAAAAUUCUCAUCCAAUUUUAUGUUUGAAACCAUUUCCCUGAAACUAAGUGGGUCAAGGACAGUUUUUAAGUGUUACAAUAAACUACAGUCCACAUAUGAGGACAUCAUUUCUGCUUGUUAGGUUGUAAUAUUCCCAAAUUAAAAAUGCUUACCAAGCAUUUACCAAGUCCAGGUCUCAAGAGAUUACCAACAUGCUCUACUGUUACGAGAAAAUCGAUUACCUUACUUCCUUUACCUGUGGGUGAUUAAGUGGUCAUAAUGUUGUGGUUCUUCACUCACUGUAUAUACUGAUAUAUUGUUGUUGGUUUGUUUUCCUAUUAUAGUAGAAUGUUAUACAUACCUAAUGUUUUUAUAAUCAGCAUCAUAAUCCGUUUUUCUUUCACGAGCACACUUACAGUAGGAGAUGUUUUUAAGGUGUUUUUUUUAAAGGUGUAUCUGCAGGGGGCUCUGGAUGUGUUUUAGCGUGUAAAGUGUCACAGUAACAGUCUGUGGUUGGGUCAGGCACUGAGAAAACCACGUAACUCCGUUUGGGUUGUGUUCACACUCAGCCUCGAUCUGUAAAAUUCAGCGUAAUCUGUGUUCUUUUAACGUCCUGGCUUCGUAUCCCGAGGGUUCACAUCACUAUUUUCACUAUUUUGUUUCGUUUCGUUCUUCCUUUAAUUUUUAUUUUAUUUUCUUCACGUCUGUAUUUCUGUAUGUGGGAUACAAAUAAACUAUUUUAGCUUUG